Molecule: messenger RNA, 4657 nt
Organism: Drosophila rhopaloa
Lineage: Eukaryota; Metazoa; Arthropoda; Insecta; Diptera; Drosophilidae
Gene: Xpc
Product: DNA repair protein complementing XP-C cells homolog
Exons: 6
Coding region: 332-4237 (1301 amino acids)
Biological process (GO): nucleotide-excision repair; mismatch repair
Cellular component (GO): nucleus; nucleotide-excision repair factor 2 complex; cytoplasm
Molecular function (GO): damaged DNA binding; single-stranded DNA binding
Source: RefSeq, a predicted model, not a curated record
GGGAACACGAUUCAAAAUGUAUUCCCAUUGGAAUCCGUUUGUUUUCCAGCACUGGUCAUUGACGCGCUGUUCUCGGCCUCUGCUUUUGCAUGUUUUCCUACCCAAGCGCGAAAAUGUGAAUUUCGCAAUUCAUUCAAAUCGUCCGAAACUGAGCUCAAACAGGAGCAAAUUUGUCAUUUAAAAGCGGCACCUUACCCACUGGACAGGAGGUAAACGCACAAAGGGUAUUCUUAGGUAACGCGUGCCCUAAAAAACUGCGCAGUAAAAAUCAAUAACUAAGUGGCACGCCUCGCAAUACAUAAAUGUGAAGCGCCCCUAAAAUCAAAAGGAAAUGUCCGACGAGGAGGAGGAUUCCGUGUCCGAAGGAUUCUCGGCCAGCGAGGACGAGUGGAAGCCACUUCCAGGAGCAGGAGGGGAGUCAUCCGACGACGACGACAGCGAUUUCGAUGAGCUGCAGGCGGAGGGAGGAGCAGCUGGUUCCAGCGGGCGCUCCUCGGCCGUUGCUGGCAAAAAAGGCAGCGAUCACAAGCCGCCCAGCGGCAUCAAGGGCUCCUCCGUGAAGAAACGCAAGCCCAGUGGCCAGUCACUGCGCUCCAAGCUGUACAACAAGUAUAGACCGCCACCCAAGACCUUUCCUACUUCACCAUCCCAGCAGCAGGAAAAUUCGCCCCGAGCUUCGGGUUCAAAAAACGCCAGAACGCCCAAUGAAAGCGGUGCACGGGAUCAGCACGAUCCUGCUGAUUCCAGCAGCGAAUCCAGUGUGGAGGACUACCUGGUGAAUCCCGCCGAACUCGAUCUGCACUCCACCUUCUUUGCCGGCGGCCAGAAGGACAAGGAGAAGUCGCCGGCGCCCCAAUUCGAUUGUAAUGCGGGCAUCACGAAUCUCUCGGAUUCCGGCUCCGGAUCUGAGGACAACAACGAUAGCAGCUUCGAGGAUAAAGCAGGCAAUGCCUUCGACUUUCGCGGUCUCCUGGAGAACGCGAACAGCUUGGAGCGCACACGGGAUGCACUGAGCAAGCGGAAUGUCACGGCCACUCCGCCGAGGAGCCAGGCUGCCACCAUGGAUGUCAAUGCGCUGCUUGCAUUGGGCGAGAACCAGAACUACCAGAGCGUAGAGUUGGAGGAACGGGAGGGGAAUCAAAGGAAGAAGGCGGGCGGAGGAGGAGGAGCACCAACUGCGCCACCGACACUGGAUGAACCGCCGCGUCUGAGCAAGACCAAGUCGACGCGGAUCAAGCGCCAUACCAAGACGCGACCCGUGUCCACUGUGGUCGCCACUGCCGGCGAUACCGAUGACUCCGAUUUUGAGGAAGUGGCAGAUGCAGAACUUUCCAGCGAGGAGGAGGAGGGCGGCACGCCAAACAUUUCCGGCGACCUAGAGAUCCACGUGGGCCUUCAGGGACUCCGCCCCACUAAGGAACAGAAGACCCAGCACGAGCUGGAGAUGGCUUUGAAGCGUCGCCUCAAUCGGGACAUCAAGGAACGCCAGCUCCUGCUGCACAAGGUCAGCCUGAUGUGCCAGAUCGCUCGCAGUCUGAAGUACAACCGAAUGCUGGGCGAGUCGGAUGCCCUGAUGCAGGCUGCCCUGAAACUCCUGCCCAGUAAGAAUGCCUAUCCCACGGAACGGGGCACUGAACUCAAAUACUUGCAGUCCUUUGUCACUUGGUUCAAAACGGCCAUCAAGCUGCUUAGUCCCAAUUUAUAUUCCGAGCAAUCGACGGCCAGCAAAAAGGAAAUUUUGGAGGCCUUGCUGGCGCAGAUCAAGCGCAAGGAAGCCCGCUGCAAGCAGGAUAUGAUCUUCAUAUUCAUUGUCCUUGCUCGGGGAAUGGGCAUGCACUGUCGUCUGAUCGUAAAUCUCCAGCCAAUGCCACUGCGUCCGGCAGCAAGUGAUUUAAUUUCCAUUAAACUUAAGCCAGAGGAAAAGAAUAAAAGUCAGGCGGUAAAAUCAGAAGAGGAGAGCGAGGACGAGGAGCCCAAAAAACAUAAGAAGGCAGCUAAGCCAGCAGACUUAAAUCGAGACAAAAUCGGUAGCAAGUCAACUGCUUCCAAAGAGGCUCAAAAGAAAAGCAGUGAUAAAAGUACAAAGAAGGAAACCACUGCCAUUAAUACAUCUUCCAGUUCCAAAUCCAUUAAAAAAGAUUCGGAAACUGCGAAAUCAAGUACAACCAAAGAGGUUAAAAUAGAUUUAAAACCCAGUCUCUCAUCAAAAUUGGUUGAAAAAUCAAAACAUAAAGCAUCCCACAGUUCCAGCAAAUCUGACACUUCUUUUGAGGAAAAGCCAAGUGUCUCAACCAUUUCCAAAUCCAUAAAAAAAGAAACUGAACCUUUAAAAACAAGUUUAUCCAAAAAGGAUGUUAAAAAGGUUUUAAAACCGAGUCUUGCCUCGAAGCUGGUUGAAAAGUCCAAACAUCAAACAUCCAAUAGCUCCAGCAAAUCCGACACUUCUUUUGAGGAUAAACCAAGUACCUCAAAAGCGGCUCUUGGUGUUUCCCCUACACAAAACAAAGUCAAACCCCAAUCACUCCUGUUGAAGAGGGUCACCACUCAAGCCAUUUCUGAAGCAGGCGAUGGCAAGAAACCGAGGACGGCUCCUUUGGAUACCUUCUCCCCAGUUGCCGGUCGAACACGCAGAGGAGUGGUGAAACCAAAAACAGAAGCGAAUCCGCAGCUAGUUGGAUCUCCCGUCUUACCCAAACUGGUGCUGUCCAAGGUGAAACAGCUAAAUGCCAAACACAGUGAUACGGAGAACGCUAAUCCGGCGGAGAAGCAUUCGCAGGAGCAGCGCAGCACCCAAGAGACUCGGUCACGUAGCAAGUCCCCAAAAGUACUCAUCUCCCCUACUUUUCUUGAAAGAAAAUCCGUUGCAGGCGAUCAAAAUCCGGCAGCACCGUCGCAAAAGAACCAAAAGAGUCCAGAAACCAAGCCCCGAAUCUCCCCCAACUUUCUAUCCAAAGCUGCGCCUCGACAGCUGCGAAGUCGAGGUCAGAAGACCAGCUCGCUGGGCAUUCCCCAGUUGGAUGGCGGCGAUGAUGCACCGCUGCCUAAGAAGCGUAUAAGGUUGGAGAAGCUGCAAAAAUCACAGGACUCUGACGAAGUAUUCGAACCUGCCAAGCCGGUGAAGAAGGCUCCUGUGCUGCCCAAGUCAGUGCAAAACCUGCGCAAGGAUCGGCGAGUAAUGUCCACCGAUGAUGAGGGCGGUUCAAGAACUAAGUGUCGAAAAGAUGCCUCCGACAUGUGGGUGGAGCUGUGGUCUGAGGUGGAGGAACAGUGGAUCUGCAUAGAUCUGUUCAAGGGCAAGCUACACUGCGUGGACACCAUAAGAAAAAACGCCACACCAGGUUUGGCCUAUGUAUUUGCGUUCCAGGACGAUCAGACCCUUAAGGAUGUGACCGCCCGUUACUGCGCUAGUUGGAGCACCACUGUGCGCAAGGCACGUGUGGAAAAAGCCUGGUUGGAUGAAACCAUCACCCCUUAUCUGGGGCGUCGCACCAAGCGCGACAUCAUGGAGGAUGAGCAACUGCGCCGCAUUCACGCCAAUAAACCCCUGCCAACGUCCAUUGGCGAUUUCAAGGACCAUCCGCUUUAUGUGUUGGAACGACACUUGCUCAAGUUCCAGGGUCUGUAUCCUCCGGACGCACCCACUCUGGGAUUUAUCCGCGGCGAAGCGGUUUACUCCAGGGACUGUGUGCAUCUCUUGCACUCGCGGGAUAUCUGGCUUAAGAGCGCCCGUGUUGUGAAGCUGGGCGAGCAGCCGUACAAAGUGGUCAAGGCGCGUCCCAAGUAUGAUAAGAACACUCGCUCUGUCAUUAAGGACCAGCCAUUGGAGAUAUUUGGUUACUGGCAAACGCAGGACUACGAGCCACCCACAGCGGAGAAUGGACUCGUGCCACGCAAUGCCUACGGCAAUGUCGAGCUCUUCAAGGCCUGCAUGCUGCCCAAGAAGACCGUGCAUUUGAGGCUGCCUGGUUUGAUGAGAGUUUGCAAGAAGCUAAAUAUUGAUUGUGCAAACGCUGUGAUUGGCUUCGAUUUUCAUCAGGGCGCCUGCCACCCCAUGUACGAUGGCUUCAUUGUUUGCGAGGAGUUCCGAGAAGUGGUCGUUGCUGCAUGGGAGGAGGAUCAGCAGGAGCAGGCCCGCAAGGAGCAGGAGAAGUACGAGACUCGCGUCUAUGGCAACUGGAAGAAAUUGAUUAAGGGUGUGCUCAUACGGGAGCGACUGAAGAAAAAAUAUAACUUCUGAAUUUUCGGUUCUCAGAUUUCUGUUUGUAUACUUGUUUCGUUUGAAGUGAUUUUGAUUUUUUUUCGUAUUUGAAACUUAAUUUGAUUCCAAUAAAUUGUGUACUUUGUAAUCAUUUCGAAUUCGUUUAUUAAUCGAUUGUUUAAAAGUUGGUUUUCGUAACUUUACGUAGCAUAGGCGUUAACUGUUACCAUUUGGUUUCAAUUUUAAUUUACAAAAUUACUUUGUUUUCCGAGUAGUUAAGAGAUUUAUAAGAUACAGAACGUUUAGAGAUAAUAAGAUCAUGGUUAAUUGGGUUAUAGGUUCUCCGUCAAUUUAAUUGCAUAAAGUAAUAUUUAGCUGCGAUUCAAGUCUAAAAAAUAAUCUUUACAAGAGCAUGGAAUGCUUUAGCAGACUAGUGAAAUAAAGCGAUUUUCAACCAAA